AUGAAGGGAAAGAUGAACGCACCAUGUCUGGAAGAAAUCUCCCAAGCUAUCAACCCUCGCAGCAUUUCUCCACCGCCCCAAUACUCUCUUCAUGAACCUUCUCGCACACCUCAAGUGAACGGCAGCUUGACGGACAGAACGCAACAGAUUAGCCUAUCGACAGACGAUAACCUCAAACUUCUCACAACAUCCACCAUUGUGCCCGAUGAGGUGUCAACAAACUGCUGGAGCGACGAAGCCACAGCCCGGGUGGUACUCUCUCUACUUCAGAAGGAACCUUUAAGCCCUUUGCCUCAUCCGAUAACCCAAAACGACAUAAAAAUACAGAACAAGCCACUUCUGACCUGCGUUGUCUGUUUCGAGACGUACAGGGAUGACUAUUUCCCAAGCACACCAAUCGCAACAGCCUGUGACCAUACUUCUGUAGCCGGCACUGAUAUCUGUCUAGGAUGUCUACGUCGGUGUCUUGACAUCCAAUUCUCUUCGCAGGACACCAGCACACUAUCAUGUCCUCUCUGUCAUGAACAGCUUUCCGAUGAAGAGGUUCAACGAUGGGCUAGCCGACAGACAUUUCAUGCCUAUGAUCGGAUGCGAACCUGGCAGAUGCUAGAGGAAGACGCCGAGUUUGUCCCCUGCAUUCGGCAGAGUUGUGGAUAUGGACAACUACACGCCGGAGGACUGGAGGAUCCGAUUGUGCGCUUUGACCGGGUUGUGAAAGCCCGUUUCCAUGGUGAAAACGUUCAAAAAGCCCAGUCAUUUCCAGGGUUUCUCCCUGCAGUGACUGACUCUGGCAUCGUUAGCGUGGGCCAAGCCAGCGUAUCGCAAUUGAACGAAAGGGCAACACGGCAUCCCAUCCGGCUCGCACCGUGCAUGUACCAAGAGCUGGGACUGGGACUGGGACUUCUUCACUCACCGAUCGACAUGCAACCAUUAGCCCCCGUUGGUGACGAGUUCUGCGCAAAGCGAGUGACGAGGACAGAAUUACCGCCGGGCGAGUCGAGCGGCAGCCAAUGCGAGGAUCCCCUGGCCGGCCGCAGGUGA
This is a messenger RNA of Aspergillus affinis, 1041 nucleotides long. RefSeq lists its product as uncharacterized. The transcript is spliced from 3 exons. Bases 1 to 1041 code for a protein of 346 amino acids. The record is from RefSeq and is a predicted model, not a curated record. Lineage: Eukaryota; Fungi; Ascomycota; Eurotiomycetes; Eurotiales; Aspergillaceae.